This is a messenger RNA of Mesocricetus auratus (golden hamster), 1421 nucleotides long. RefSeq names its product protein phosphatase 1 regulatory subunit 36 (gene Ppp1r36). Gene Ontology annotation, biological process: negative regulation of phosphatase activity. Gene Ontology annotation, molecular function: phosphatase binding. The record is from RefSeq and is a predicted model, not a curated record. NCBI's taxonomy places the organism in Eukaryota, Metazoa, Chordata, Mammalia, Rodentia, Cricetidae. The transcript is spliced from 11 exons. Bases 83 to 1321 code for a protein of 412 amino acids.
GAAGCCCCGCCCCUCGGACGCCAGCAGGGCCGCGGCGUGGCCGUAUCCCAGGCGACGGCCGUGAGAGGCUCAUGGUAAAGCCAUGGUCUCGGUGCCUGAGUUUUACUCCAGGAGGAAGCCGUUCGACGGGCAAUCCUCUGUCCGGCUGGACCAAUAUGGAUUACGAUUGGGGAUGUGGUACUGGAAAGAUGAAACCAAAACUCUGGAAUUUAGAAGCUUCACGCCUGCAGUAGAGUUCAAGGAGAAAGGCAAGAAAGGGAAGGCGGUUCACUUUGCUGAAAUGGACGGUUCGGCUUCCGAAAGGUUGACAGAUAAAAGGUUUGCCUCACGGAACGAAAAGUCAGUGAAAGCCUUGGAGAAACGAUGUCAGCAGGGCAAUGUCACCCUGGACGAUGUCAAGUUUGUUGCCUUGCUUUUCCUCCAAGACACUGAAAUGCAGCGGAUCUGUUCCUUCACAACGUUCAUGAGAAAUAAGAAUCUUGACAGCUUCCUUAUGGCACUGUUAUACUAUCUGUCUUAUUACUUGGAGAAAAUCUCAAUGGAAAAGAAACCCCAAAGCUACAUGGUAGGCCUGGUAGAGAAAAAAGAGAUGGAGCUGGUUAUUAGCAAGUUAGAAGAUGCGCAGAAGUACCUGGCGCAGAAGUACUGCUUCCUCGUGCUGGGCGUGGGCAUGGCCGAUAAGCAUCACAUGAACUGUGGAAAGUACGCAUGCGCUUCUGCAGCCCUUAGGGAAAAAAUGUCAGAUACACAAAAAGACUGGAAAUUCUUUGAGUCCUUUUAUACUUUCUGUACAUGCAUAGCUUGGAUUGUCUUCCGACGUCAAUACCUGACGGAGAUCGAGGAAGAAGUAGGAAGGCUUUUUCGUACCAAUAUGUUCAACAUUCCUCGAAGGAGGCGUGAGGAUGAAGAGUCAGGAGGAGAGAAGAAGCGCAUGACCUUGGUACAAUUUCGGAAAAUGAUGGCAAAACGACCAGCGAUUAAAAAGGCUGUGGACAUGCGCUCCCCGGUCUUGUCUACAUUGCUGCCGUCUCUCAGAGAAAAAGCUCAAAACAUUGUUGAAAAAAAGCAUGUGGCAGGCAUCAAACACCCACCCCAAACUCGGAAAGAAACUGGAAGUCUGGAUUCUACGGUCAUACCAGUAGUCGGCAUCUUGGGGGAGCCUCGGCAUCUCUUCAACCCUCAUACGCUCUUCCCCCUUGAAUCAGAAGAAAAUGGGAAACAAACCGGAAGAAAUUCUUCUGUAGUAGAGAGAACUAGCAUGGAUUCAGGACUCACUGGACUUGGUCAUGACAACACUAUCUUCGAAAAACUCCUGCCCUAAAUAAUUCAGUUUGUUUAGUUCUUUACUCAGCUCCUAUAUUUGAAGUAAACUACUUUGUCUUAACACUUUAUAUAGGAUUAAAAUUUGUUGUCAUAAAAUA